AUGAGCGCCCUACAAAGCCAUCCAGCAUGGCAGAUCCUGCUCGACAAGAAGACAAACAAGCCAUAUUACUACAAUCGAUCCGCCAACAUCAACACAUAUACCGUGCCCGAUGAUCUUUUGACACCGGCGCAAAAAGCUACCGGAUGGGCUCAGACCACGGCUGAUGGAGGUAGAGUCUACUUCUUCCGCAAGGACGACAAGACAAAGACAUCAUGGACACCACCCCCGGGCUGGGAAACCCCUGCUGCCGCUCCUGUUCAGGAAGCUCCGCAAUUCGUGUCAUCUAGCUUCCAGGCCCACCCUCCUGCACGCGAACAGAGAGGCCCUCGAGAGAGCAGACCCUUCCACGACCGUCGCGAGGAGAGCAAUUACAGAGGACCCAUCGCCGUCGCCGCCACUGGUCCCGAAUAUGCUUCCCGUGAAGAGGCCGAGGCAGCCUUUACCAAGCUGCUGAGAAAAUCUGGCGUUCAACUAGGUUGGUCCUGGGAGCGCGCAAUGCGUGCCACUAUUCAGGAUCCUCAAUACCGUGCCAUCAAGGAACCUAGCGAGAGAAAAGCCGCCUUCGAAAAAUACCUCGACGAUGUCGUGCGCGAAGACCAGGAGCGCGAGAAGGAACGCAUCAAGAAGCUCCGUUCCGACUUCCGCUCAAUGCUGCAGACACAUCCUGAGAUCAAGCAUUACACACGCUGGAAGACUGCCCGCCCUAUGCUUGAGAACGAAGCCAUCUUCCGUGCUACUGACAACGAAGACGAGAAGCGCCGCCUAUUUGACGAUUAUCUUAUUGAUCUCAGAAAGGCUGCUGAGGACAAGCGCCAGCGCGACUACGAUGCUGCCAUGACAGGCGUCGCUGACCUCUUGCAAGUCCUUGAUCUCAAUGCCAAAUCGCAAUGGAUGGAAACCCGCGAACGCCUCCACUCCCACCCCGACUUUCAGGAAGACCCCAAGUACAAGAUCCUAUCACCCUCCGAGCCUUUACAAAUCUUCGAUCGCUACAUGCGCAGACUUUGGAACGAUGCCCACAACGAGAAGCAACGCACUGCUCAGCUCAAGGCUCGCGAACAGAGGAAGGCCAGAGAAGGCUUUGCUGCUCUCCUCGCCGAGCUAAGAGAAGCCGAAACCAUCAAGCCCGGCACCAUGUGGAAAGAGGUCUACCCUUUGAUCGAGAACGAGCCGCGCUACAUCAAGUUGAUGGACAAUCUAGGUCACAAAGACCGUAUCGCUGACGGUUCCACUCCUCAGGACAUCUUCUUCGACUUCCUGGACGACUUUGACAAGGAAGUCCACGACAUCCGCCCUGCAGUCGAGGCCACCCUCAAGGAAGAGCACUUCCGUUUCGUUCCCUCGACCACCCUCGAAGAAUUCUUGCACGCCAUCAGACACGACCGCCGCAUUUCAUCCAUGAACCCGCACCUUCUGGAAGAGGUAUACAAGAGACUGCACAGAAACGCCCUCGACAGGGAGGAGGACAUUGAACGUGACGCCAAACGUCAGCAGCGUAAGGCUGUUGAUGCCUUGCGUUCUCGAAUCAAGCAUCUGGAACCACCAGUACUCAUUGGCGAUACAUGGGAGCAGGUGCGUCCGCGUGUUGAGCGCAGCGAAGAGUAUAAGGCCGUGACGAGCGAUGAGGACCGCCAACUCGCCUAUGACAAAUUCAUGAACAGGCUCAAGGAAGAUGCUGCUGAACGGGAACGCCUGCGCCGCCAUGACAGAGAACGCGAAAGAGACCGUGAUAGACGCCGAGACCGAGAGCGCCGCCGUAGCCGUUCACCACCUUCCCGUGAGGUUGACGCAUACGAAGCCGACCGCCGCCGCGCUGCCUCCGAACGUGAGCGCCAGUACCGCCACUCGAGCAUUAGCGGGCUUUCGCCACCACCCCGUGAGCGUCCGAGAGUCCGCGACGACCGUUACGAAAGAGAUGUGGGCGACCCAAGAAGAGAAAGACAAGUCAGUCUAUCCAUCUACGACCGCGAGAGACGAGAACGCGAGGCCGAACGUGAGAGAUCGUACAUUAGUCGUGCCGACCCGCGCACCAAGGCCAGCGAACUUGACUACGGUGAUGGGGGAGACAGCCCCAAGCCUGAGAGCACCUCUGGUGGCAACAACAGCAACAAGAGAUCUGCAGCUGGAAAUGGGGACAGCGAUGCAAAGAGGCAGGCCAAGCGCCCUCGUGUCGGUGAGCAUACCUCUUCCCGCAAUGUUACUCCCGCUCCCUCGACUGCAGAAAAUGACGAGCCUGCGCUGCAGUCUGGCAGUGAAGAGGGCGAGAUUGAAGAAGUCUAG
Aureobasidium pullulans EXF-150 is the source of this 2280-nucleotide messenger RNA. RefSeq lists its product as uncharacterized. Gene Ontology annotation, molecular function: protein binding; RNA binding. Gene Ontology annotation, cellular component: U2-type prespliceosome; U1 snRNP. Gene Ontology annotation, biological process: mRNA cis splicing, via spliceosome. The coding region runs from base 1 to 2280 and encodes 759 amino acids. The transcript has 2 exons. The record is from RefSeq and is a predicted model, not a curated record. NCBI's taxonomy places the organism in Eukaryota, Fungi, Ascomycota, Dothideomycetes, Dothideales, Saccotheciaceae.